Molecule: messenger RNA, 1458 nt
Organism: Pseudopodoces humilis (Tibetan ground-tit)
Lineage: Eukaryota; Metazoa; Chordata; Aves; Passeriformes; Paridae
Source: RefSeq, a predicted model, not a curated record
CCAGCCCGCCGGGACCGGAGGGGAAGCGUGCGAGGACGCCCGGCCGGGCUCCGCCGCCGACACCCCCAUGGGAUCAGAGAGGACGGAGAUACGCAAACGGCAGAUGGCUACGACCCCAGAGACCCCAGGUGCUGCACAGGCUCAGCUCAGCACAGGAAAUCGAGGGUCCAAUGCCUGCUGCUUUUGUUGGUGCUGUUGCUGCAGCUGCUCAUGUCUUACUGUUAGAAAUCAAGAAGAAGAGAGAGCAAGGAGAACAUCUCAUGAACUCCAAGCAGAGGGUAUUCCAAACUGUGAGGAAAGCCCUGCUCCCACUCUUGAAGAAGUAAAUGCCUGGGCUCAAUCAUUUGACAAGUUGAUGCUUACUCCAGCUGGCAGAAAUGCUUUUCGUGAAUUUCUACGAACAGAAUUCAGCGAGGAAAACAUGCUUUUCUGGAUGGCCUGCGAGGAACUAAAACAAGAAUCCAACAAAAGUGUCAUUGAAGAAAAAGCAAGACUAAUUUAUGAAGAUUAUAUUUCUAUCCUUUCUCCAAAAGAGGUCAGUCUGGACUCCAGAGUAAGAGAAGUUAUUAACCGAAAUAUGCUGGAACCUUCACAACACACCUUUGAUGAUGCACAGCUCCAAAUUUAUACCUUAAUGCACAGAGACUCUUACCCACGGUUUAUGAACUCUGCUAUUUAUAAGGACUUGCUUCAGUCCUUGUCUGAAAAAUCCAUCGAAGCAUAGAAUUUUUUCUUAUAUGUAUUUAUUUUAAAAAAGACAGGACUCUGGGCUACAGAAAUCCACAGGGAAUUUAGAAUUAAGCAGAUAUUUACCUGAAAAUAACUCAGGCAAAUUUUACUACAGACUAUAUAAUUUAAAUCUGCACAAAGCUCUGACACAAUCAGCUAAGUACAGUUUCUGAUUAAAUUCAGUAUUACUUUUCAAAAGGAAAUGAAGAGAAUGAAGAAGAAACAUUGUUCAAAAAAUGCAGUAUUUUUUCAAACACAUCAGACAAUUUAGUCACAAAGCUAUUACAACUUAUAUCUGAGGUACAAAUACCAACUGUGCAUGAAACUAAAACUGAUUUUUGAGUGUUAGAAUUUUCUUGAAAACCAAACCAGUUGCCCCAUCCACACUGUGACCAAAGUAAAAAUAUUACUGUUAGUGCUGUGUUACUCUAGGCAGUGCCAUCACACCUGGCAUAGGUACAUUCCACUUAUUUUGUUUCCACAUAUAUGUAGUAAUGCAUAUAUGGUGCACUAAUGGAAAUUGGCAUGCAAUCUCAAGUUUAUGGAAGUUUCUGGUUGAAAUAAUGCUGCUUAUAAAAAAAAAAUCCUUUGCUGAAGAAUUAUUAUUUUAGCAUUAGAAUCUGCUGAAAGCAUUAAGUUCCCUUUGUUGAUGUUCAUAAAGUUAAAUUAUUUAUUUCAGAGGAAGACAAGCCUGGGCAUUCAAAUUCCAAAAUAAAGCACAAGAAUUCU